GAAACUGAAAACAAAAAUAAAAGGGAGACAUUCGAAGCAAAAAAAAAAAAAAUUGUUUUCCCUGGAUAAAAUAAUAACAAGAAUGACAAUACCAAUAAUAAUUAUAAGUAAGAGUGAAUAAAUAGAUAGAAAAAAAACCUUCACUGACUUCUCCACAUAAAUAACGUGAUUCCUUGAAAGAAGACGAAGAAGAAGAAGAAAAAGUAGUAAUAAAAACGCCAAUCAAAACACACAAGCUAACUGCAAGGCCAAUCCAGCCAUCUUCAUUUCGUCUUGAAGAAAUCAACGAAGAAAAUCGACCAAGAUGUUGAUGCAACAUUACAUGAAAAAGAACAUGGCCACCAAAUCAUCGUCCGUGAACAAGGGGGUGGGGGGUUAUAGGCCUACCAUCGACUGGCACGAAAUCACAAUCAAGCGGAAGAACGUGGCGGACCGGCAGGUGCUGGCGUGCAUCGUGAUCUCCGGCCUCAUCAUCAUAGUCGUCGGGGUCGCCAUCACGCUUCUCGGCUUCUUCGUCAUCGAGAACCAGUGCCCCUUAGAAUGGGAAAAGGGAAGCGGCACCUGUUACUACUUCGCCGAGCACAACGCAUCGUGGGAUGACAGCCGCGGGUACUGCGACAGCCAGGGAGCUAAUCUGCUCGAUCUACACACAGACGCUGAGGCAGAUUUCAUCAAAGAGCGGAUGCUGGGGGUCAGCUGGCUGGGCUUGUACAGGCAGAAGGACGCUGAACAAUGGGCUUGGCUCUCUGGCGCGAAAGUCAAUUACACCGUUUGGGAGAACACGCCGGCGAUAGCGGCGACGGAGAAGGAGUGCGUCGUGAUGGAAGAGACAGGGUUGUGGAACACCAUUUCCUGUGACGGCGAUUCUGCCUUUGUCAUCUGCGACUACAUUCCAGGCUACAACCCCUUCGUGCUGAUCGGCCCCGUCGUCAUCUUCUGCGGCGUCGUCGUCCUCAUGCUCAGCAUCGAGGUCUGCGUCAGGAGGGAAGGAGUUCAAGGAGAAGAAUCCCGAGAUUAUGGAGGACGAUGACGAUGACGACGAGAGACAGGAAACCUCAGGCGUGGUGAACCCGGGGUUCUCCGAUUCUCCACGUGCCUCACAAGUAGCUCCAGCCUAAAUCAUCACCACCACCUCCACCUCCACCACCUCUCUUCCCACAGUUACCAUACACGGAGGCUGCCACCGCCGCCACAGCGCCACGACCGCGGACGAAGCUAGGCACUGUUCGCGAAUCUCGGAUAUUUCCUGAAAGAGAAAUUCUCCCUUACGGUUCAGUUUCCACCCUCUUUGAUUCCCCUCCUCCUUCCAUUUCCUCUAUUCUCUCUAUCUCUCUUUCUUUCUCUUUCUCUCUCUUUCUCUCUC
Molecule: messenger RNA, 1363 nt
Organism: Penaeus monodon (black tiger shrimp)
Lineage: Eukaryota; Metazoa; Arthropoda; Malacostraca; Decapoda; Penaeidae
Product: snaclec 1-like
Exons: 7
Coding region: 305-1030 (241 amino acids)
Source: RefSeq, a predicted model, not a curated record